ACUGCACACCCCGCACAUUCCAAUUCCACCGGUUUCUUCUUCUUCUUCUUCGUCAUUCUCGUCGUCGUUUCGCACAUUGUCGCUCCUGAACUCGAAGAUUGGGAUUGAGACUCGUUUCAUCGCUCAACGGCGAUCGAGAACGCAAGGUCCAGAGCCGAAUCGCGAGCCUGCCAUGUCGGCUUCGAACUCGAGGUUUGCUGCUGACUUGGGUUGCGACGGCAUUGCUCAUUCGGUUCCAGUUGGCGUAGCCUAUGCCGAAAUUGUUGUCGUGCGUCACGGGGAAACCGAGUGGAAUGCUGAUGGAAGAAUUCAGGGACAUCUGGAUAUCGAAUUAAAUGAAAUUGGGAGGCGGCAAGCAACUGCAGUGGGUGAAAGGCUGUCCAGAGAAGGUAAAAUCUCUGCAAUUUACUCAUCUGACCUAAAACGAGCUUUGGAGACGGCAAAUCUAAUUGCAACUGCUUGUGGUGGACUGGAGGUUAUCCAGGAUCCAGGUCUCCGGGAAAUAAAUCUAGGGGAGCUUCAAGGCCUUCACCCACGUGCUGCAGCUAGGGUCUGUCCGGAAGCCUAUAAAGUCCUUCGAUCGCAGAGGACAGAUCGAGAAAUUCCGGGUGGUGGUGAAAGUAUUGAUCAGGUUUAUCAGCGCUCCACUACGUGUUUGCGAAACAUCAGUAUGAAGCACAAAGGAGAACGAGUAGUAGUGGUCACUCAUGGUGGUGUAAUCCAAUCGCUUCAUAGGUGGGCUUGCCCAAAUAAACGGUCUGGCAGAAAGGUACUGAAUACUUCUGUCAACAUUUUCCACUUGUCUGAUGCGGACAACUGCAUCUUAAAAUCCUGGGGUGAUGUUAGUCAUCUCAGCCAAAUGAAAUAUCUGAGCACAGGGUUUGGUGGGGAUAGAACUUCUGGUUAGAUCGACCGGGCUGGAUACUGUUCCAGUAGCCUACUAGCAGUGAGCUAUGGUAAGACCAAAAUCAGUGGGAAGAACUGAGAGAUAGCAUAUAUUGAUUGUUCGAACAACAUGUAUUAUUUUUCAUAAUGGCCCAGAAGAGUCCUAUCCUAUGGUCACGUAACCAAGUGUUUUGGGUGCCCCAAUUGUUAGAAAUACCCAGUUAAAGAUUAAUUGUUUGACAUUGUAAAUUGUGUCCAGCCACUUGAUCAUUUCUUUUUAUUUGUGAUAAAACCUCGUAUAUGGAUUAGCAUGGACAGGUAAUGGUGAUUAUAUCUGAUUAUAUCUUUACUGGUUCUACAUUCGUAGUUUUCUUUAUGGGUUUGUUCUUGAGCUCUGUGCGUUUGGCAAGCAUGGAAUGCAUUAGGUGAGGUCUGCUUGAUUUAGAUCUCCCUUGGAUGGCUUUUCUGUUUUAUCCUUAUGCGUGGACGUUUGGUGCUUUUGGUUCACUCGGCUAUGUCGGUGGCAUUCAGUCCUACCUCCAUACAUGUGAAAAACUAAGGCCAGUCGAGUCCUAGAUAAUAUGCUUGGAUUGUGUUUGAGAUCUGGCCAAUUCUUGAUCAUAGGAUAAAUACCACGAACACAUACACGAGUUUUUAUUAGUUUUUAUUAGUUUCAUUACAUUUGCUAUUUUUUAAAAUACAAUUUUGCAUCUAAAGUCUAUUUAGCAUAACUAAAUGAGAAAAUUUUAAAUAAGGGCAUGAAGUGCCCUCUUCAGUAUCG
Syzygium oleosum is the source of this 1666-nucleotide messenger RNA. RefSeq names its product phosphoglycerate mutase-like protein 4. The transcript has 7 exons. The record is from RefSeq and is a predicted model, not a curated record. Lineage: Eukaryota; Viridiplantae; Streptophyta; Magnoliopsida; Myrtales; Myrtaceae. The coding region runs from base 173 to 907 and encodes 244 amino acids. Gene Ontology annotation, cellular component: cytosol; cytoplasm. Gene Ontology annotation, molecular function: phosphatase activity.